AUGAGUUCCUCUUCUUACAACAGCUAUGUUGAGCUUGCUGAACACGUAGCUCAACUAGGUUUCUGUACAACUCCCCUUGCUAGCAGCUUUCUCAUAAUGCUUACGGGAUAAAGAAAAACUUGUGCAUACAAAAGUCUGCUUCUGAUGUUCUCAUCCCUUGGAAUCGUUUUUGCUACUGCCGAACUUUUGAUCUGCCCGAACACACAUUCGUAUACUGCCAGUUGGUUCUUGUUCACGAGAAAAACACCGUUUGGUAUGAGCAUCAAGGCUGCCUCAGUAUUUCUGGUAUUUUUCACUAGUCUUUAUGCGUCUACAAUAUGUAUGCUCGCUGUUCAAUUUGUCUACCGUUACUGGGCAAUAUUUAACGAAUGGAGAUUGUGCUAUUUUGAACGCUGGUGGCUGCUGUUAUGGGUUGGUUAUUGCUCAGCGUUCGGACUAGUUUGGGGCUCAUCCAUCUAUUUUCUCAACGAAAUCGAUGAUUUUUCGGAGCAAUAUCUCAGAAGCGAAGUCAAUCUACGGUACGGAGUUGAAAUACGAGACGUUUCAUCAUUUGCUUUGGUGGCUUACGAUGAAACGGGAUCUCCUCGUUGGUGGAAUAUUUCAGGAACAAUCAGCUUGGCCAUUGUACUAUCUGUACAGUAUGCCAUCAUAAUUUAUUGCGCGGUUGUAAUGUAUCUGAAAAUGGAGGACAAAAUGAUGUUACUUUCUGAGACAAUGCGAGCAACCCAUAGACAGUUCUACAGGAAUUCAAAUCAUUCAAAUCUUCAACCAACAAUUUGCCUUUUCUCGCUAUUGGUUUUCAGUACAUUCCAGCCGAUGUUUCGUCUGAAAAUAAGUAUGCCGACUGGAAUGUUUUUAUGCGGAAUAACCCUGUAUUUUAGACGCAAAUCAUCAUCAUGUAUGUACAGACUAUCGGAAUACAAUUAA
This is a messenger RNA of Caenorhabditis elegans, 927 nucleotides long. The record is from the annotation of a RefSeq genome assembly. NCBI's taxonomy places the organism in Eukaryota, Metazoa, Nematoda, Chromadorea, Rhabditida, Rhabditidae.